GGGCAAGAAGCCAAUAACAUAUUACAUGCAUGGAUUUUUACAUAGAUUCAAACCAAAAUCCAACCAAACUAAUCCCACGAAAAGAAGUGGUCAUCUCCCUCCCACUUUCACAACUUGUCUCCGUUCUUUCCAAAGAACAUCCUUUUCUUCCAAUAAAAGGAUGUUCUCGGAAUCUACCCCCUCUAUAUCUACAGUAUCUAUAUCUCCUCACUGUCUCUCACAGCCACAAUAUCAAACACCUAACAAUCACCUCUCUCUCUAACAUUUUACCUUAAAGCAAUUAUCUUUCUUGCUGUCUAUGUAUAACCCAUUUGUUUUUACAUGUUAAAGACCACAUGGAAUGCUUAAUUAUCCUCUAAUAACUUGGAAGUCUGCAACUUUUUCUGUCUCACAAUGCAUAACCCCUCGGCAGUAACAACCACCCAAGAAUCAGGCUCUGUCUUUGAACUUGUAGCUCAAAUGGGUGGCUUUGCUUUUAAUAGAGCAGUUCAAAGCAUAAACUCAAAUGGGUUAUCUUUUUCUAGGUCAGAUUUUCUGUUUUUUGAUAGCCCGGUUGGUCUAAAAACGAGAAAGGUUAAUGCUUCAUUGAGUUUGAGUAGUAGAAGUGGUUUUAGAAGUGUUUGGAGUGAGUUUAAUAGGACUAUUAGGCUCCAUUCCGAGAGAAUCCCAAUUGGCUUUGCUUCAGUUCAGAUUGGUUCAGGAGAUAAUAAUGGUAAUAAUAAUAUUGGUAGCAAUGAUGGUAAUAAUACUAAUGGGUUAAGAGAUGAUGGAUGUGGUGCUUUGUUGGAUGAUGGUGUGCGUUUGAAUGGUGUAGAAGGUGGGAGUCCUAAAAGGGUUCUCAUUUUGAUGAGUGAUACUGGUGGUGGUCAUAGAGCUUCUGCUGAGGCUAUUAAGGCUGCCUUCAAUGAAGAAUUCGGUGAUGAGUAUCAGGUGUUUAUUACUGAUUUGUGGUCAGAACAUACGCCUUGGCCAUUUAAUCAAUUGCCCAGAAGCUAUAAUUUCCUGGUGAAACAUGAGGCAUUGUGGAAAAUGACAUAUUAUGGAACUGCACCACGUGUGAUUCAUCAAUCUAAUUUUGCUGCAACUUCAACAUUUAUAGCUCGAGAGGUUGCAAAAGGAUUGAUGAAAUACCAGCCUGACAUCAUUAUCAGUGUCCAUCCACUGAUGCAACAUGUUCCUCUUCAUAUAUUGAGGGCAAAGGGACUUUUACAGAAGAUAGUUUUUACCACUGUUGUCACCGAUCUAAGCACUUGUCAUCCUACAUGGUUCCAUAAGCUUGUGACGAGAUGUUAUUGCCCAUCAACAGAUGUAUCAAAGAGGGCAAUGAAAGCUGGGCUCAAGCCCUCACAGAUUAAGGUUUAUGGCCUUCCUGUACGGCCUUCUUUUGUGAAGCCUGUUAGACCGAAGGGUGAAUUAAGAAGAGAACUAGGAAUGGAUGAAGAUCUUCCGGCUGUGUUACUGAUGGGAGGAGGGGAAGGGAUGGGUCCCAUUGAGACAACUGCAAGAGCACUUGCGGAUUCAUUAUAUGAUGAGAAUCUUGGAGAGCCAAAAGGUCAAGUCCUCGUGAUAUGUGGUCGCAACAAAAAGCUCACUAACAGAUUACUCUCGAUUGAUUGGAAGGUUCCGGUCAAGGUGGAGGGUUUUGUCACUAAAAUGGAGGAGUGCAUGGGUGCUUGUGACUGUAUUAUCACAAAGGCUGGACCAGGGACUAUUGCAGAAGCAAUGAUUCGAGGUCUUCCCAUAAUUUUGAAUGAUUACAUUGCUGGACAAGAAGUAGGCAACGUGCCUCAUGUGGUAGAGAAUGGAUGCGGGAAGUUCUCAAAAUCACCGAAAGAGAUUGCAAAGAUUGUUGCAGAAUGGUUUGGUUCAAAGGCAGAUGAACUCAAGGCCAUGUCACAAAAUGCACUGAAGCUGGCCAGACCUGAUUCUGUAUUCAAGAUUGUCCAUGAUCUCCAUGAGCUGGUCAGACAGAGAAAUUUUGUCCCCCAGUAUUCCCGUGCUACUUGACAUUUUUCACCACCUAUCAAUUUUGAUCAGUUCAGAGUGGUGUAUAGUGGGUUAACCCAAGGCCUCUUUUUUUUUUUUUUUUCAUGGGUGUUUGAAAUUAUGAUAGUAGUUACUUUUCAAAGUAUUUUUUGUUUGGAAAUAUAUUAAAAUAAUAUAUUUUUUUA
This is a messenger RNA of Populus trichocarpa (black cottonwood), 2171 nucleotides long. RefSeq names its product monogalactosyldiacylglycerol synthase, chloroplastic. Gene Ontology annotation, molecular function: hexosyltransferase activity. The transcript is spliced from 8 exons. Lineage: Eukaryota; Viridiplantae; Streptophyta; Magnoliopsida; Malpighiales; Salicaceae. Gene Ontology annotation, biological process: glycolipid biosynthetic process. Bases 394 to 2007 code for a protein of 537 amino acids. The record is from RefSeq and is a predicted model, not a curated record.